GGCACUGAAGUCCCAGAGAGUAGCUAUCUAGACCGUGAAAGUGCCUUCAGUGAAUCAGAUCUGUUUCCUGAUGAAGAUACCAUGACCCUGGCCCAGCAGGAAGUCCACCAUGAGUCUGAUAUGGACAGUGCCAUUGAAAGUAACCACAGCUCAGAAGAAGCAUCAGUUGUGUGCAAAGUUGAGAAGGAUGGUGUGUUGAGUGGCCUCUUCCUGCCUGGAGAUAAAUCAAGUCUGCUGAAUCCUUCUGCAUCUUCUGAUCUUUCCACCUAUUCCACUGCCUCCCUGAUCAGUAAUGAAGAACAGUUUGAAGACUAUGGAGAAGGAGAUGAUGUAGACUUCACCCCCAGCAGUCCUUGUCUUGAUGAUGAAAGCAGGACACAUGCUUAUUCUGACCUUGGUUCAUCUGUUUCUUCCAGUGCUGGUCAGACCCCACGGAAAAUGAGGCACAUCUAUAACAGUGAGCUCUUAGAUGUCUACUGCACACAGUGCUGCAAGAAAAUCAACCUGCUUAAUGAUUUGGAAGCCAGGCUGAAAAACCUAAAAGCCAACAGCCCAAACAGGAAGAUCUCUAGUACGGCUUUUGGCAGGCAGCUUUUCCACAACAGCAAUUUCAGCAGUAGUAAUGGCAGCACAGAGGACUUAUUCAGAGAUAGCAUAGAUUCGUGCGACAAUGAUAUCACUGAAAAGGUGACUUACUUAGAAAAAAAAGUGACAGAGCUGGAAAAUGAUACUGUAACAAAUGGUGACCUGAAGAGUAAAUUGAAACAGGAGAAUACACACCUAGUUCACAGAGUGCAUGAGUUAGAAGAACUACUGAAAGACCAGGAGACUUCAGCUCAACAGACCUUGGAAGAAGAGAUCAAGAGGCACAGAGAAGCCUACAGCAAAUAUGAGAAGGAGAAGAGCACUGAGAUUGAGCUGCUAAACACACGGUAA
This is a messenger RNA of Python bivittatus (Burmese python), 936 nucleotides long. NCBI's taxonomy places the organism in Eukaryota, Metazoa, Chordata, Lepidosauria, Squamata, Pythonidae. The record is from RefSeq and is a predicted model, not a curated record.